Messenger RNA from Trichoplusia ni (cabbage looper), 4507 nucleotides. It is a transcript of the gene Taf3, whose product is annotated as transcription initiation factor TFIID subunit 3. Gene Ontology annotation, cellular component: transcription factor TFIID complex. The transcript has 2 exons. The coding region runs from base 288 to 3791 and encodes 1167 amino acids. NCBI's taxonomy places the organism in Eukaryota, Metazoa, Arthropoda, Insecta, Lepidoptera, Noctuidae. The record is from RefSeq and is a predicted model, not a curated record. Gene Ontology annotation, molecular function: protein heterodimerization activity.
CUCAACAUUGACAACCCAAAAUGCAAUCAUGGCGCACGGGGCACUGUGUUUUUAGAAUGCUGAGAAGUUUUUACGUAAACACUUCGUUAUUUUGCAUUGUAAACGAUUUAUGUGUUUUUAUAAAUUAUCUUUGAGUUUUUAAGAUUGUAGUGAAGCAUACAUGUGUGUUCCAAACUUGAAAUUUUCACCCAUUCGGAAUCACGACUCUGUACUACUAGACACUUGCAGGUAUAAAAAUCAUGAGAUUCGCUGUUUCAGCAGUCCUAAUAUAACUUGUUGGUGUCAUAAUGUCAGAGGCGUACGCCCGAGAGAUACUGCGAAGGAAUGUUGCGCAAAUAUGCCAAACAAUAGGAUGGAAUGGUAUAAACUCCACUCCACUGGACAUUUUGGUGCAUGUGCUGGAGAAGUAUGUGCGGUCACUUGGGACACAAGCUAAUAGAUACGCCGAACAAUUUAAUAGGACUGAACCAAAUUUACAUGACCUAGGAUUAGUAUUUCGUGACCUACACAUUCAUUUACCAGAGUUAACAGAAUACACCAGGUGCGUUCCACCAGUGCCUCCGCCUGUGACCUCUGAAAAGUUUCCUAAACCUAAAGAAUCUAAUUUGAACUUUCUCAAACCUGGCAGUCAUGAAGUUGUCACUAGACCUAUGCAUGUGCAUGAGCACUUGCCACCCAUGUACCCUGAAAAGGAAAGGGAUACACCUGUUGUGGCAGGAACUGUUGAGAUCCGUCAAAAUGGCAUUGAUAAUGCUGACAAUAGUAAUGCAACAUGUACAAGUCCAGAAAUUUCAGUCACCGACAGUCCAGAUAAAAACAAGGAUAUUUUCAAAAGACCCACUGAUCCAGUUUCAUUACCUAACAGUAAACGGCCAAGGUUACGUUUGGAAGAGGAGGAAAGGACUAGAGAAAUCAGUAGUGUGAUGAUGACUAUGUCUGGUUUUCUGUCCCCGGCACGUGAGGGUAAAUUGCCUGAGGCACGACCUCCUGCUGUCAUGUCUGAAAAGCAGUAUGACAAACAUAAAGCUAAUUCACAUCAUUCUAAUGUAAUGAAAGCACCAAUAUUAGAGAAAAGUGAUAAGAAAUCUAAGAAGAAUAAAUUAUUGAAUGGUAAAGUUAUGAAGAGUAAACGAAAAGAUAAGAGUCAUAAAGGUGAGGGUAGUAAAUCUAAGGAUAGUAGUAAAUUGAAUAAGUAUCCACCAGGACAUCCAAUGAAAAACAAAGAUGUUCAUCCUACACACCAUAAUCAUGUGACCAUGCCGGCGCCGAAGGUUUCGACGCCGCCUACAAGAUCUGUGAUGCCUCCUCCACUGCCAGUGGCAGAGCCAUUGAAACCGGUUCCCCAAAUCAAACAGGAGCCAGUAGAUAUACCACCAGUGUUGCCCAAAAAUUCCAUUAUAACGGAGGAUGCAAUUCCAGUACCAAGAAAAAUACCUAUAUCAAAAUCUCCACUUGUUUCUAAUUCUAUUCCUGUACAUAAACCACAUCCUUCUACAAAUUCCUUCAUACCUGAAGUGGAAAUAAAGAAGGAAGUUAUAGAUGAAGAGGAGAAAUUGGCUUCUCAACCAGAUAGAUCAAAAAUUAAUAUAUUUAAAAGAAUAUCGAACAAAUCGAAAGAAGAUAAAAUUACUCCAGAGGUUGUUCAUGAAAAGUUACAGUCUGAUUCGAUGAUCUCAAGGUUACAAAAUUCUUCACAUGGUUAUGCACAUGAAAGUAGAUCCCAUGAAACAAUUAGAAUGAAAUCUGAAGAACCUGUUGUGAACAAUAAUGAUAAUAGUGCUGUAGAUUUGUCUAAAGUUAUGAAUUUGCGGACUGAUGAAGUGAUAAACAUUGAUGAUGACUCUAUAGAUUUGCAUGAGGCUUCUAGAGCCCCACCUAUGGAACAUCGUCCUAGUAUAUCAAUUAAUAAAUCCUUGCAAUUACCUUAUCCCAAAGAUAUAGCUAGUGUCAGUCCAAAAAUUAAAAAAGAAAAGAAACACAAGGACAAGAAAGAUAAAGCUGCAAAAUUAGAAGCGAAAUUAAAGAAACAGCAAAUAGCAUUUGAGCUAGCACAAGCAGAAAAGCAAAGUUUGAAAAUGAGUGGUGUUAAGCCACCAAAAUCAAGUAGGCCAAAGAAUGAAUCUAAAUUGCCACCAAUGCCACCUGGUUUUCCAUUUUUCCCUGCAAUGACUCCAGGAAGAGGUUUAAUGCCUGGCCCUGGACUAAUACCUUCUCCUGGAUUAAUUCCUGGUAGUGAAUUUUUAGCAGAGUUUGCCAAUAAUCCGGCCCUGAGAGGGCUACAGCCCUCGAAUUUGCUCACAAACCCAUUUGCAUUAGGCCCAGGCGGACCAGGUCUUAUUCCUGGGACUAGUUUCUUGCCCGGUGGUCUUAACAGUGGUAUUCGAAAUCCUCUCAUCCCUAUGGGUAGCUUUCCACACACAUCUAGAUCUUCCCCCAUGAAAAUACCUCCAAUGCUACGUCGUCGUCCUAGUUUAGAAGUAAUACCUGUUGAUAAUGACGAUGAUAGAGGCAUACAUAAGUCUUCAUUGAUGGGCCGAGAAAAGGACAGGCAUGAUAAGCACAAAUCACAGACCAUUCCAAACAUUUUACAGAAGCAUAAGUCUAAGUCGCAUAAAGAUCAUAAAUCGAAUUUGUUUAAAAUGCCGCCCGUUACGCCCGAUAUAACUAUUGAAUUAAAUCCUCCUAAAGUGGAUUCUACGAGGCAUGAACCUCCGCCGAGACAGUCUCCCAUCCCUCCCCGUUUGCCGACUCCUGAGCCUAUUGUAGAUCCGGAUCCGGAACCUCAACCGCACCCUGCAAAACCACCAUCACCAGAACUUCCACAAGAAAGAGAAUUAGAGAAUUCAGAAAAGAAAAAGGAUAAAUCACACAAAAAAGAAAAGAAAGAUAAAGAUAAAGAUGGCAUAAAAAUUAAAAAGAAAAAGGAUAAGAAGGAUAAGAACAAAGAUAAAUCUGAAAAGAAACGAGAUAAGGAGGAGAGGCAAGAGUUAAAAGAUAAAAUUAAGAAAGAAAAGAAAGAGAAGAAGAAGGAAAAGCAAGCGGAUGGCUUAGUCCCGAAGCUUACUCUAAAACUGAGCUCAUCUAACUCGAAUUCACCAAUGCCGCCGAGUUCACCCGAUAUAUUUAAAUUAAAUAUCAAACCGGUGCUUAAAAAGGAGGAGGAGGAGGAAGAUUCUCCAUCAAAAGAAGAAUCAGUGUCAAGAGAACACAGUCGCUCUCCUGAGUUAGCGCAGAUAUCCGCGCUAGUGACGAGGCCGCCUAAACAAAAACAUUCUAAACAUAACCACAUCACAGAUAUCGAAGGCCACUCGUCGUCUCCGCCGUCCGGCAGCUCGCCACCCAGGAAAAAUACUCCAACUUCCUCAUCGAAAUAUAAAAGGAUAUUAAUUAAACCACUUUCCAAGAAAGGCCAUGUAGAGCAUUUUGACGACGACGUUGCUUCGAUUUCGGAGGAACCUGCGCCCACCCCAGCGCCGCCGCCAGCACCCGUCGACAAACCGACCGGACCAUUACCUACGCCUUAUUACGUGGAUGAACACGGAAAUAAGAUAUGGGUAUGUCCAGCGUGCGGUCGGCCCGACAACGGCUCGCCGAUGAUUGGGUGUGACGGCUGCGAUGGGUGGUACCACUGGGUGUGCGUCGGUAUCACGGAAGAGCCCGGCGCAACAGAGGACUGGUUCUGCAAGUCGUGUCUCGCGAAGCGCGCCGCUAUGGCGCUCGCUGGCGUCACUACCGCCGGCAAAAAGAGGGGCCGAAAACCUAAAGGGGAAAAAAUUAGAGACUGUCAUUGAUAUGGACCUUUUGUUGUUACUGAGAUUAGUGAUAAUUUUCCGUUCGAUAGAUACGAGUAAAUGGAUGAAAGUUGUUAAUGGAUUAAUUGUUGAAUGAUAUCAUGAAGAAAAAUAAUGUUUUUCAUCAUUUAUAAUGUUAUAUCAUAGGCUACAAUUAAGUAUAGAUAAUAAUGAAUAUUGACAUAAAAUGUUGAACAUAAAAUAGUGUAGUUACUUGUAAUAAUUACCAUAAUUUUAAAUAUUUUGUUACGAUUUCUCUUUAUUUCUCGUUCGCUCGGUUAGAUCAAGCUGUAAUGCGAUGGCGGGCGUGUUAUACACUUCUCGCGUGUAAACAUAGAUGAUAAUAUAAGAUUCUUUUUAUAUUGUACAAAAACUGAAUUUACUUAAGAAAUUGGUGAUGUAUAAAGUAAAUGUAGUGAAUAUUUAAAUAAACAGAAAUAAGGCUGGAUGUAUUUUCAGCUAAUAUUUGAAUAUUUUCAUAUUAUAAUUUUAAUAUAACCCUGUUUUUUUUUUGUUGAAGUUGUUCCUUCAAUUUUGUACAGGGCAGACACUGUCACGCACUUUCGAGCCAGGACAUUUGUUAUCGUUCGGCUAGAAUAUUUGUUUAUCGCGCGAAAGUGCCUGCUCUUCUGCAUUCGACUUACUUGGAGGGGAGGCAAAUGUAAAUUUUUAAUUUCAGCCAGUGGCCAAUUAAAUAUAUUGGUACUCGAAAUGUA